Molecule: messenger RNA, 2172 nt
Organism: Aspergillus glaucus CBS 516.65
Lineage: Eukaryota; Fungi; Ascomycota; Eurotiomycetes; Eurotiales; Aspergillaceae
Exons: 3
Coding region: 160-2052 (630 amino acids)
Biological process (GO): transcription elongation by RNA polymerase II; post-transcriptional tethering of RNA polymerase II gene DNA at nuclear periphery; poly(A)+ mRNA export from nucleus
Cellular component (GO): transcription export complex 2
Molecular function (GO): RNA binding; double-stranded DNA binding
Source: RefSeq, a predicted model, not a curated record
UGCACGGCAUAUUGCUCUCGAUCUUACAUCUACAGUAUUCGAUGAAUAUGCAGUGCACAACAUGCUAAAUUCUCAUUCGUGUCUCUAUAAUUAAGCCCCUCCGACCUGGGACGGUCUCCAAUCCUACAGUCGCAUCUCCGCAGCCAGAUAUCCGUCACAAUGGCGACGCCAGGAAGCUCCGUCUUGGAUCGAUUCCUGUGUAGUAUCGCAGAUCUCGUUCGACAACGCGAUGGUGCCAAAUUGCAGGACUUUCUCCAACUCGAACCGCCGCUGUCCGAUAUCUACCAGCAAAUGGUCGUCGAGCUACGCCAACGAUAUCCGGCGGAAUCCCCACAGAAAGACGCCGAAUUACUGCGACGAUGCGAAAGCCUUGUACCGCGCUCCAGGGAGAGCAGCUCAUGGAUCGCCUUUCCCACCUUCAUAAAACUCUACUUUACCUUUCUUCGCGAUGUGAACGUCGAGAACCUCCUCGAAACCUAUAAUUUGCUCAAGGGACUGCUCAAUCAAUGUGUCCUAGCGCUAGGUGACAGCCAAAUGGGUGUCAUCGUUCUACCCACCGUCCUCUACCUGUGCAAAGUCCUCGCAAAACUGGCCAUGGGGUUGGAUCGUCGACCCGACUUGAUUGCACAUUUAUUACGUCUCGAGGGCCGGUCUAAUCAAGAUGAGAGUGUGGAGAAAGUGACAUUGGUGGAAAAAUCGGCCAACGUGGUCCGCGAGGCCUUCAUCAAGUGUCUCACUGACCGCAGCGGCACCCCAGGAGUGCAGGGAAAACCUGAAGGACGGCGCAUCGGGAUCUAUCUUAUGGCCAACUUGUGUUUGAAACUUCUUUUCCAGUGCGGCAAGCUUCGCAAUGCAGAACAGAUGUUUGCCAGUAUCAGCGCUCAAUCCCCUCCUUUGACUUACUUCCCUGCAUCGCAGCGAGUCACCUACCUCCACUACCUCGGACGAUAUCUCUUCUCAAAUAACCUCUUCUAUCCUGCGCAGAUUGCCUUGCAGGCCGCAUACGACCAGUGCCACCGUCAAGCAUUACAGCAGAAACGAGUUAUUCUUACCCAUCUCAUUCCGUGCAAUAUCAUCAUGGGCCGUUUCCCCUCCAGGCAGCUGCUGCAGCGCCCAGAGGCCCAGGGACUGGCGGAGAGGUUUGUGCCCAUCUGCCAACUGAUUGCCCAGGGCGAUUAUAUUGCCUUUCGGGAACACCUUGCCUUUGACUCGCCGGCAAACGAAUGGUUUGCUCGGAAAGGCAUUCUUCUGGCAUUGCGCAAUCGCUGCGAAAUCAUAGUAUGGCGGUCCCUGGCACGCAAGGUGUUCAUCCAUGGAGGCUUUCUUGGGGACCCUGCAGCUCAACGCAGUCCGCCACCCUACCUCUACUUGAAGAAGCUCGAAACAGCUGUCAGGUGGCUUCAGUCGCGACACGUGCAAUCAUCGCUCGGUGCGAUCAGCUUUAUUCCACCCAGUCGAGCAUUGGAUGCCAAAGCGGGCGAAAACACGGCUGGGUCGCAGAUUAUCUACAAGGCGCCGGACCCAGAUUUUGCCGACUCCCAUGACCCGGACACAAGCGGCACCGAUCGCAUCGUGUCUUCGAAAUAUGACGAUUACCUAGCCCCGGAUACUUGCUUCGAUGCGUUGGGGCAGUUACAAAAGAACCCCGCUCACACCUUGACGGACGGGGACCCGAAUGCCGAUUACAGUCAGCAUGAACUGGAUCCAUAUGCCGAUCGGACUGCAUUGGAUCCGGAGGACGAAGCUCGAGGAAAACCGACACCGAUGAUGCGGGAAAUCGAGUCCAUCCUGGCGUCGUUGUUGACCCAAGGUCUCCUGCGUGGAUAUCUCACUCAUGGCAACCCGCGGUUCGCCAUCCCCGGAGCCCGUAUGCGGGGCGCAAUACCCACAGGAUUUCCGAAUGUGUGGCAAACCAUAUAUGCUCGCGAGAGCGAGGAUGACAACGUGCCUGGGUGGGUGAAACCGCCAAAACCCGCCGCGGCGCCUGUUGGCUCCGGCGGAGGGGGUCGUGUGGUGAAUCUAUCGGGUGCGCGACCCGUAGGGAUUCAGUAGCGUGUACAUGUAAUUUCCAGUAUUUACUAGCAUUUCUUAGCAUCAAAAGAUACCAUGGCGUUUGAUAUCUGCAAUUGAGUUUAUCUUAUCGAUCUGAUAGAUCUUGGCAUGACAUCAUCC